Schistosoma guineensis is the source of this 465-nucleotide messenger RNA. The record is from the annotation of a GenBank genome assembly. NCBI's taxonomy places the organism in Eukaryota, Metazoa, Platyhelminthes, Trematoda, Strigeidida, Schistosomatidae.
AUGAAUCCCAAAGAACCUCUACCUCCUGGUUGGGAAAUGAGACUUGAUGAAAAAUCAGGAAACUUUUAUUUUGUGGAUCAUAACACUCGGUCUACGCAGUGGAACCAUCCUGUAACAAAUCAAGAAUAUUCAUCAAUAAACGGAACGAAUCCGUCAAAUUUUUCGGAACAAAAUUCUUCUGAUGCAUGUGGCUCUAACUGUGAAAAAAAAAUCGCAGAUGUAAUGUCAAGGGCACGCUCAAUACAGCCAAAAAUUGAUUAUUUUGAUGGUGCACCUCAGAGUAAGGAAUACAAACAUCUUAUGGAAAACUUGGAACAGUUGAUACUAAGUUUGGAUACCUUAAAAAGUGAUGGAAAUGAAGAUGUUAGAGCCAUGCGGCGAGAUGCUGUCAAAGAAAUCCAACAAUUAAUAGAAAUGUUAGACUAUCGUUCCUUAAUUUCCAGUCAAAAUGAUGAAAAGUCUUAG